UGCUUCGCGACGGUUGCUGAUCUUCCAGUGCUCCCAAAUAAAUAUAAAAUAAGAAAAAAAACCGAAAAGUAUCUCCUCCUCACAAGCCUCUGUAGUAUCUCCAUCUCUAUCUGUCCCUCUAUCUGUGGCUGCAUCUGUAACUCUCUCCCGUGAGAGUCUUGCGAGUGUGCGCUAGUGUGCGAGUGCUAAGCUUUUUGCUGUCGCCUGUCUGUGAGGGUAUUGGUGCUUCGGCCUGAACUAUGGUUCGCGUGUGAUCGUGUGCGUCCAACACUCGUACGUAUCGUAAUUUAAAAAUAAGUAUUUCGACAUUCCGCCGUGGAAACGAUGUGACAUACCAGUCCAGAUACCCACCACAACCACAACGAAGCAACGAAACAACAAAACAAAACGAUCUAUACCGCGAAAUAUUAUUAUUAACCCCUUCCAGGGCCAAGAGCAGCGAAAAUUGUGAUUAACAAACGAACCCCGACCCCAAAUUAGACCCAAAAACCAACCAGGUGCAACACCAGUCUCUCACUCUCUCAGUCAGCGAUUACCUCAUCUGUGUCAAAAUGGUAUCAAAAAGCAGUAAAAAGAAACAAGUGUCGCAGCAGCAGCAGCAGCAACAGCAGCAGCAGCCGCCAGCCACAUCGACCACAACCACAUCGUCGUCGGCCUCGGCCACGAAGCUCACCAAGCAACUGGGACCCGACGCCACAGCGACCCUCACCACCAAGAGCAGCUCCACCUCAAUGGAGCACGAGUCCGUGUCGUAUGGAGAGCCACUGGCAAGCACCUCAUCCGCCACUCCUUUAAUCUCCACUCCUGGGCCAGUGGCCAGCACUUCAUCCUUGAGUCCCAUGCCAGCGGCUGGUGUCAGGAGCUACAGCAGCAGCAAGAGCAAGGCAGCCAUGUCCAGCUCGCAAUCCUCAUACACAGAGCAAUCUCAGUCCAAGUUGCAGUCCAAAUCCCAGUCGCAGUCGGAGCAGUAUAGCAGCAGCAGCAGCAGCACCGCCAAGAUCUCCAGGGAUUACUCCGACGAGAAGAUCAUUGCCUCGAUCGAUCUGCUGGAGAGUGAGAAGAAGGAGCCAGUGUUCUCCGUUCCCAUCGAGGUGGUGGAGAUCACAACGCCCACGCUUCCCAUGUCGGCCAGCGGCGGCAGCCUCUCCAAGAUGUACACGUCCUCGUCCAUGUCUUCCAGCCAGCAGCAGCAGCAGGCGAGCAGCAGCUCCACAUACUUCGCCUCCACAACCAGUUCCAGCUCCAUUCGGAGCGCCAAUGAAACGCUCAUUUCAAGCGAGAGAGCCGACGCAGCGGCUACCGGUAUGACAUCAUCCGGCGCGAGGAAACAGGUUGGCUUUGACACGAGCAGUAGCACCAACACCAAUACCAAUACGAAUACCAACAUCAAAAGCAGCAGCAGCAGCAGCAACAGCAACAGUAAAAGCUUCAGCGAAUCUCAGAGCGUGCCAAAGCUGCCACCGGCCAGCGGAACAGCUGAUGGGCCCGACACAUCGGUGACGUCGUCAAGUGGCCCCGAACCGGUUGCCGCGCCGUCUACCGCGACCACAACAAAGGCGACGUCAUCCCUCUCGCAGAACGAUAAACUGGAACUAUUGUCGGGAACCGCUGCCACAACAGCUGUGGACCACAACAGAGCCACGUCAUCGACGUCCAACAAAGAGGUCAGCGAGAGCACCACACGGAGCAGCUCGAGCAGCACAAAGCAGUCCAGUUUGUCGUCCAAGAAAGAAGUGUAUGACGUGAAGACCAAAACCUGGACGGAGCUCAGCGAUGGCACCACCACCCUGCCUGGUGGCAGCACAAGCAAGCCCACCUUCGAGCGGUACGUCAGCAAGGAGUCGGACGGGAGCAGCAAGGUGACAUACAAGAAGAAGAUAUACGACAGGCGCAACAAUAGGUGGCGCGUAGUGGACGAACGGACUGUGGACAGCACCAAUGACCGGGGCUAUCCCGAAAUAGUCGAUGAUGUCAUCAACACAACCACCACAACAUACACCACCAAGGUGUAUGACACGAAGCUCGGCAAGUGGACGGUCGUCGACGAGAAGUCGUACAGAGAUAGCAAAGCUUUCGUGCCCAAUGACAUUGCUCGUGAAAUCGAGAGAGAUAAUACCGAUGUGGCAAACAUAACAACUACCACGGAGGUAACAAAGAUAUUCGAUGCGAGCAUCAACGAUUGGCGUGUUCUGGACGAAAAGGUGCACACGGAUGUCAUUGAGAAGAUUGUAGAGACGCCCAAGAAGACCAUCUAUGUGGAUGAGUUUGUGGAGAUUGAGAAGAACACCUCGAUUUCGGAGAACAAUGAGAAUAUAACCCUGAAUCUGAACGAAACAUCGAAACACAAAAAUAUUACCGAGAAUAUUUAUGAUGAAAUCGAUUAUGUGCGCACCGAUAAGAAACGCUUAGACGAUUCAAGAAACCGUGGAGUCGUCAAGAACAAAAAUACCACGCAUAGCGAGCGGUGCAUCUGUGAGAUCUGCACAUGCGGACGACAUCACUGCUCAACCAGCACAACGAAAUCCACAGAAAAUACAAUCAUUGAAACCGAUGACACCCUCGAUGAAGCAUACACAAGAGUACGUACAAAUACCUGGUCGAAGAGAGACAAUGGAAACAUUCCCAAGCCAAACGAAGACAUAUUAGUGGACUACGUAGUGAUAAAGAAGCCAGAAGACAACCUAAAACCUGAAGGAGACUUCGUAGUGCCUCAAAAAGAGCCAUACAAGCCCGGCGAGAGGCGUGAGAAAAUUGUGCACACAGACAAUUUGCGGACAGAGGGAGAAAUGACAUUCAACGAGAGGGAGGAGUAUCAAUACACUGUCCGUCCUGGAUAUGUGAAGCCUACGGACAACCUGAAGCCCGAGGGCGAGUUCUACAGCCCAGAGAAGCCAAAAUAUCAGCCUGGGGACCGCCCAACACAAGUACGACACACGGAUAACUUGCGACCCGAAGGCGAGUUCUAUACGCCCGACAAGCCAGGCUAUACACCAGCCGAUCGACCCACCCAAAAGAAGCCCUUGGAUAACCUUAAGCCGGAAGGAGAAUUCUUUGCGCCGGAAAAACCCUCCUAUCGGCCAGGAGAAAGACCACAGAAAAUUAUCCGCAGUGACAACUUGCGCACUGAAGGAGAAAUGACCUUUGUGGAAAAGGAGGAGUACCAAUUUGUGGUUCGACCAGGCCAAGUAAAGCCCACUGAUAACCUCAAGCCAGAGGGAGAAUUCUACAGUCCGGAGAAACAAGGCUUCAGACCCGCUGAGAGACCUGUCCAGAAAAAGCCGGAAGAUAACUUAAAGCCCGAGGGAGACUUCUACAGUCCCGAAAAGCAGAAGUAUACGCCUGGAGAACGCCCUACCCAAGUCAGACCUGAAGACAAUCUCCGACCAGAGGGAGAAUUCUACAGUCCGGAGAAACCCAAAUACAGACCAGGCGAUCGUCCAACUCAAAUAAGGCAUGAAGACAAUCUGAAGCCCGAAGGGGACUUCUACACUCCAGAAAAACAAGGAUACCAGCCCAGUGAACGUCCAUCCCAAGUACGACCCGAAGACAAUCUCCGACCUGAGGGAGAGUUCUACACUCCGGAGAAGCCAGGAUUCAGACCCGCUGAGAGACCAGUCCAGAAGAAACCGGAAGACAACCUGAAGCCCGAGGGAGACUUCUACAGUCCCGAAAAGCAGAAGUAUACGCCUGGAGAACGCCCUACCCAAGUCAGACCUGAAGACAAUCUCCGACCCGAGGGAGAGUUCUACGCUCCGGAUAAGCCAGGAUUUAGACCAGCUGAGAGACCAGUCCAAAAGAAGCCGGAAGACAACCUGAAGCCAGAGGGAGACUUCUACAGUCCCGAAAAGCAGAAGUACACACCAGGAGAGCGUCCAUCCCAAGUUAGACCUGAAGACAAUCUCCGACCUGAGGGAGAGUUCUACACUCCAGAGAAGCCAGGAUUCAGACCCGCUGAGAGACCAGUUCAGAAGAAACCUGUGGAUAACCUGAAACCCGAGGGAGAGUUCACAAAGCCUGAGAAACAGGUUUACAAACCUGCGGAUAAGAAUGAAAGGAUCAUUCGUAAGGACAACCUACGUAGCGAAGGUGAAAUGACGUUCGUCGAAAAACAGGAGUAUCAAUACGUGGUUCGUCCUGAUCAAGUAAGACCGACGGAUAACCUGAAGCCAGAGGGAGACUUCUACAGUCCCGAAAAGCAGAAGGAGAGUUCUACGCUCCGGAUAAGCCAGGUUGCCACUGAGCCAGUCCAAAAGAAGCCGGAAGACAACCUGAAGCCAGAGGGAGACUUCUACAGUCCCGAAAAGCAGAAGUACACACCAGGAGAGCGUCCAUCCCAAGUUAGACCUGAAGACAAUCUCCGACCUGAGGGAGAGUUCUACACUCCAGAGAAGCCAGGAUUCAGACCCGCUGAGAGGCCAGUUCAGAAGAAACCUGUGGAUAACCUGAAACCCGAGGGAGAGUUCACAAAGCCUGAGAAACAGGUUUACAAACCUGCGGAUAAGAAUGAAAGGAUCAUUCGUAAGGACAACCUACGUAGCGAAGGUGAAAUGACGUUCGUCGAAAAACAGGAGUAUCAAUACGUGGUUCGUCCUGAUCAAGUAAGACCGACGGAUAACCUGAAGCCAGAGGGAGACUUCUACAGUCCCGAAAAGCAGAAGUAUACGCCUGGAGAACGCCCUACCCAAGUCAGACCUGAAGACAAUCUCCGACCCGAGGGAGAGUUCUACGCUCCGGAUAAGCCAGGAUUUAGACCAGCUGAGAGACCAGUCCAAAAGAAGCCGGAAGACAACCUGAAGCCAGAGGGAGACUUCUACAGUCCCGAAAAGCAGAAGUACACACCAGGAGAGCGUCCAUCCCAAGUUAGACCUGAAGACAAUCUACGACCUGAGGGAGAGUUCUACACUCCGGAGAAGCCAGGAUUCAGACCCGCUGAGAGACCAGUUCAGAAGAAACCCGUGGAUAACCUGAAACCGGGAGAGUUCACAAAGCCUGAGAAACAGGUUUACAAACCUGCGGAUAAGAAUGAAAGGAUCAUUCGUAAGGACAACCUACGUAGCGAAGGUGAAAUGACGUUCGUCGAGAAACAGGAGUAUCAAUACGUGGUGCGUCCUGAUCAAGUAAGACCGACGGAUAACCUGAAGCCAGAGGGAGACUUCUACAGUCCCGAAAAGCAGAAGUAUACGCCUGGAGAACGCCCUACCCAAGUCAGACCUGAAGACAAUCUCCGACCUGAGGGAGAGUUCUACAGUCCAGAGAAACCCAAGUACAGGCCAGGAGAGCGUCCAUCUCAAGUCAGACCUGAAGACAAUCUCCGACCCGAGGGAGAGUUCUACGCUCCGGAGAAGCCAGGAUUCAGACCCGCUGAGAGACCAGUCCAAAAGAAGCCGGAAGACAACCUGAAGCCCGAGGGAAACUUCUACACUCCGGAGAAGCCAGGAUUCAGACCCGCUGAGAGACCAGUUCAGAAGAAACCCGUGGAUAACCUGAAACCCGAGGGAGAGUUCACAAAGCCUGAGAAACAGGUUUACAAACCUGCGGAUAAGAAUGAAAGGAUCAUUCGUAAGGACAACCUACGUAGCGAAGGUGAAAUGGUUCGUCGGAAAAGCCAGGAGUAUCAAUCCGUGGUGCGUCCUGAUCAAGUAAGAAGGACGGAUAACCUGAAGCCAGAGGGAGACUUCUACAGUCCCGAAAAGCAGAAGUAUACGCCUGGAGAACGCCCUACCCAAGUCAGACCUGAAGACAAUCUCCGACCCGAGGGAGAGUUCUACAGUCCUGAGAAACCCAAGUACAGGCCAGGAGAGCGACCAUCUCAAGUCAGACCUGAAGACAAUCUCCGACCCGAAGGGGAGUUCUACGCUCCGGAGAAGCCAGGAUUCAGACCCGCUGAGAGACCAGUCCAGAAGAAGCCGGAAGACAACCUGAAGCCAGAGGGAGACUUCUACAGUCCCGAAAAGCAGAAGUACACACCAGGAGAGCGUCCAUCCCAAGUUAGACCUGAAGACAAUCUCCGACCUGAGGGAGAGUUCUACACUCCGGAGAAGCCAGGAUUCAGACCCGCUGAGAGACCAGUUCAGAAGAAACCCGUGGAUAACCUGAAACCCGAGGGAGAGUUCACAAAGCCUGAGAAACAGGUUUACAAACCUGCGGAUAAGAAUGAAAGGAUCAUUCGUAAGGACAACCUACGUAGCGAAGGUGAAAUGACGUUCGUCGAGAAACAGGAGUAUCAAUACGUGGUGCGUCCUGAUCAAGUAAGACCGACGGAUAACCUGAAGCCAGAGGGAGACUUCUACAAGUUCUACAGUCCUGAGAAACCCAAGUACAGGCCAGGAGAGCGACCAUCUCAAGUCAGACCUGAAGACAAUCUCCGACCCGAAGGGGAGUUCUACGCUCCGGAGAAGCCAGGAUUCAGACCCGCUGAGAGACCAGUCCAGAAGAAGCCGCAAGACAACCUGAAGCCCGAGGGAAACUUCUACAGUCCCGAAAAGCAGAAGUAUACGCCUGGAGAACGCCCUACCCAAGUCAGACCUGAAGACAAUCUCCGACCUGAGGGAGAGUUCUACACUCCGGAGAAGCCAGGAUUCAGACCCGCUGAGAGACCAGUUCAAACGAAACCCGUGGAUAACCUGAAACCCGAGGGAGAGUUCACAAAGCCUGAGAAACAGGUUUACAAACCUGCGGAUAAGAAUGAAAGGAUCAUUCGUAAGGACAACCUACGUAGCGAAGGUGAAAUGACGUUCGUCGAGAAACAGGAGUAUCAAUACGUGGUGCGUCCUGAUCAAGUAAGACCGACGGAUAACCUGAAGCCAGAGGGAGACUUCUACAGUCCCGAAAAGCAGAAGUAUACGCCUGGAGAACGCCCUACCCAAGUCAGACCUGAAGACAAUCUCCGACCCGAGGGAGAGUUCUACAGUCUGCCCGUGGCGGGGCCAGUAGCUGAGCCUCCCCGGGGGCCCGGAGCCUUGCCCGCUGAGAGCCAGUCAGGACCGCAGACAACCUGGCCGGAACUCUCGUCCGAAAAGCAGAGACACACCGGGGUCCCAAGUAGACCUGAAGACAAUCUCCGACCUGAGGGAGAGUUCUACGCUCCGGAGAAGCCAGGAUUCAGACCCGCUGAGAGACCAGUUCAAAAGAAACCCGUGGAUAACCUGAAACCCGAGGGAGAGUUCACAAAGCCUGAGAAACAGGUUUACAAACCUGCGGAUAAGAAUGAAAGGAUCAUUCGUAAGGACAACCUACGUAGCGAAGGUGAAAUGACAUUCGUCGAGAAACAGGAGUAUCAAUACGUGGUGCGUCCUGAUCAAGUAAGACCGACGGAUAACCUGAAGCCAGAGGGAGACUUCUACAGUCCCGAAAAGCAGAGGUAUACGCCUGGAGAACGCCCUACCCAAGUCCGACCUGAAGACAAUCUCCGACCCGAGGGAGAGUUCUACAGUCCUGAGAAACCCAAGUACCGGCCAGGAGAGCGUCCAUCUCAAGUCAGACCUGAAGACAAUCUCCGACCUGAGGGAGAGUUCUACACUCCCGAGAAGCCAGGAUUCAGACCCGCUGAGAGACCAGUUCAGAAGAAACCCGUGGAUAACCUGAAACCCGAGGGGGAGUUCACAAAGCCUGAGAAACAGGUUUACAAACCUGCGGAUAAGAAUGAAAGGAUCAUUCGUAAGGACAACCUACGUAGCGAAGGUGAAAUGACGUUCGUCGAGAAACAGGAGUAUCAAUACGUGGUGCGUCCUGAUCAAGUAAGACCGACGGAUAACCUGAAGCCAGAGGGAGACUUCUACAGUCCCGAAAAGCAGAGGUAUACGCCUGGAGAGCGCCCUACCCAAGUCAGACCUGAAGACAAUCUCCGACCCGAGGGGGAGUUCUACGCUCCGGAAAAGCCAGGAUUCAGACCCGCUGAGAGACCAGUCCAGAAGAAGCCGCAAGACAACCUGAAGCCCGAGGGAGACUUCUACAGUCCCGAAAAGCAGAAGUAUACGCCAGGAGAGCGUCCAUCCCAAGUCAGACCUGAAGACAAUCUCCGACCUGAGGGAGAGUUCUACUCUCCGGAGAAGCCAGGAUUCAGACCCGCUGAGAGACCAGUUCAGAAGAAACCCGUGGACAACCUGAAACCCGAGGGAGAGUUCACAAAGCCUGAGAAACAGGUUUACAAACCUGCGGAUAAGAAUGAAAGGAUCAUUCGUAAGGACAACCUACGUAGCGAAGGUGAAAUGACGUUCGUCGAGAAACAGGAGUAUCAAUACGUGGUGCGUCCUGAUCAAGUAAGACCGACGGAUAAUUUGAAGCCAGAGGGAGACUUCUACAGUCCCGAAAAGCAGAGGUAUACGCCUGGAGAACGCCCUACCCAGGUCAGACCUGAAGACAAUCUCCGACCCGAGGGAGAGUUCUACGCUCCGGAGAAGCCAGGAUUCAGACCCGCUGAGAGACCAGUCCAGAAGAAGCCGGAAGAUAACUUAAAGCCAGAGGGAGAAUUUUACAGUCCGGAAAAACAAAAGUACAGGGCAGGAGAGCGUCCAUCUCAAGUCAGACCUGAAGAUAAUCUCCGACCUGAGGGAGAGUUCUACACUCCGGAGAAGCCAGGAUUCAGACCCGCUGAGAGACCAUCUCAAGUCAGACCGAAGAUAAUCCCGCUAGGACAACCUGAGAAGCCGCCCCCUGCCCAACCCGAGGGUGAAUUCACGAAGCCUGAGAAACAGGUUUACAAGCCAGGCGACAGAACGGAAAAGAUAAUCCAGAAAGACAACUUGCGAACGGAGGGUGAAAUGAGUUUCGUUGAGAAGAAGGAAUAUCAAUAUGUCGUACGACCUGAGCAAGUAAGACCUUUGGAUAACUUGAAGCCGGAAGGAGAGUUCUUUAGUCCCGACAAACCGAAAUACCAACCAGGCGAGCGAGCUACCGUUGUGCGGCAGAAGGAUAACUUAAAGGUGGAGGGAGAGUUUUACUCGCCAGACAAACCAGAUUUCCAACCAGCCGAAAGGCUCAAGCAAAAGAAGCCUCAAGAUAAUUUGCGGCCAGAGGGAGAGAUGGUUAUGCCAGAAAAGGUGAAAUACAAGCCCGCCGAUAAGGUUACAAGAGUGGUUCACAAGGAUAAUCUCCGCUCCGAGGGAGAAAUGACUUUCACUGAGAAAACUGAAUACCAGCAAGUGGUUAGACCCUCCCCGGUUAGGCCGGAGGACAAUCUGAAGACCACGGGUAAGUUCUACGUACCAGAAAAGCCAGCAGUUACAAACGGGGAGCGACCCGAGGCGGUCAGACCCAAGGAUAACCUGAAGCCAGAAGGUGUUAUGUACACCCCUGAAAAGCCGAAAUACGAGCCUGCCUCCAGACCAGAGCAGAAGAGGUAUGUGGACAACCUGAAACCCGAGGGCAAGAUGCACAUGCCGGAAAAGGAAUCGUUCAGACCGGCGGAUAAGGUGACGACAGUCAUCAGGAAGGAUAACCUGAAGAGCGAAGGGGAAAUGACCUUCACACAGAAGGACGUGUAUCACCAUGUGAAGCGGCCCGAACAGGUGAAGCCAGUCGACAACCUGAAGGUCGAAGGAGAGUUCUUCACACCCGAUAAGAAACCCUUCCGUCCGGCCGAGCGGCCCGUCCAAAAGAAGCCAAAGGACAACCUAAAGCCGGAGGGAGAGUUCUACAAGAGAAGCGACAGGACGGUGACCGAUAGCACAACGGUAGAAACCACAAAACGAGAGACGCCCAAGCGACCGGUGGAUAACCUCAAGCUGGAAGGUUCCAUGACAGUGACCCGAAGGGAUGACUAUAAUCAAAAGGAGACCAACAAGACCACGGUAGAGAAGGUUCAGCGUACACAGAAGUACCAGCAUAACAGCUCCUCCAUCAGCCUGGGAACCGACACCGCCAUUCGCAAGACCACCAACCAGAUGAACUAUGUGUCCGGCAAGGAUGCUGUGAAGCAGGUGGAUUCCAACAGCCAGAACCCAGUGGACGGGCUCAUUGUGGUGUCCACCACGAAGGUGACCACCGUGAUAGGCGCUCGCAACAAGAAGGAGCCCGAAACCGAAUACGUAAAGCGCCCAGCCAAGAUAAACGUGAUCGAGAACGUGGCCAAGAACACCACGACGACGAAUAUCGAGAACACGCAGAACAUCCACAAGGAAACCACCUCCAUGCAGAGGAGCCACAAUGUUGUCGAGAAUACUGCAGUGAACACUGAACAGAUCCGUGGGUCGGACGUGUCCAGCAGGGCCAUCCAAACAAGCACUACGAAUCGUGGCGGUCAGGUCACCAGCGACACCACUGAAGGAGACUCCAACUCCCGUGUAGUGUCCGGAAGAAGCGUCUCGAAUAACAUAACUGGGGAUUCCACGACUCGCGUGUUCUCUGGAAAAACAGUCACCAGCAACGUCACCGAGGACUCCACGUCGAGGGUAGUUUCCGGACGGAACGUCUCCAGCAACAUCAUUGGAGAUUCGUCUACACGCGUGGUGUCCGGAAGAAAUGUGAACAACAACAUUACUGGGGAUUCAUCCUCUCGCAUGUCGACUGGCAGAAACGUUUCCACAAAUAUAGCUGGAGACACGUCUUCCCGCGUGAUAUCCGGUGGCCAAAACGUGACUGAUGAUUCAACAUCGCGAGUCGUUGCGGCCGGAAGGACCUCUAGCAACAACAUUGUGACCGGCAGCUCCACAUCCCAUACGAGCUCCUCCAAGCACUUCCAUCACCGCAAGAGCGAGUUCUCCUCGGAGGCUGAUGUCUCGAAUACGAUCUUCCAUCGCAAGAACGUCGCCACCGACUCGACUGCGGCCAAUGGCAGCAGUCUCACUUCUAACGGCAAGAUGAUGCGGAAAAGUAUUUUAAAUCUGCACGAGCAGCCCUCCAGCACGCCUGCCCAUGGCAGCGAUCGUCAGAGCUACAGCAGCAUCCACAGGCAGAACCGGGAGUCGGACCAAAACACCAGCUUCUCCAGUGAGCGUCGCAGCUGCAGUGUCCACAAGGAGAACAGGGAGAGCAACGUUAAGAACUCUUCGUCCAUUUCGCGAAUCAUAUCCGGAGGAGGCAGCGGCACUGGCACUGGCACUGACAGCAGAUCAACGGUCACACGUACCCAAGUGUUGGGCGGUGGCAUCGAUUUCCCCUCCCAAUCCCACACCCACACCCAAGGCCAUGGCAGACGCCACCACCAUGUGUCCAGCUCCAGCGGCGGCAUCGAUUUUCCCUCCUACAGUGCCCACGGAGCCCACACCGAGCGGCUGGUCACCCGGAGGGGCAACCAGUCUUCCAUCAGCCUCGGCAGCGACACAAAGUGUACGGGAUCGAGUCAAUACAAGAGCGAGUAUAUCACGGCCCCGAGCACCACCUGUGCAGUGCAUAAUAUUAAGAAAGGUGCAUUCCAACAUACCAGGAGUACUCAAGAACACAAGUUCUUCAAGACCUCAAACUAACGACAUAUCUGUGGCCUCACUAACACAUCCAUUUUAAUAGUAGUGCGUAAGUUUCCAUGACAAUAUAUAUCCUUUAUAUACGAACAAUAUACAUGCCGAUCCGCGAGAAUCCAGAUUAACAAAUAAAUAUCAUUUUUCAAAAAUAAAAAA
Molecule: messenger RNA, 11552 nt
Organism: Drosophila obscura
Lineage: Eukaryota; Metazoa; Arthropoda; Insecta; Diptera; Drosophilidae
Gene: Sdb
Product: titin
Biological process (GO): microtubule anchoring
Cellular component (GO): axonemal microtubule; sperm flagellum; ciliary basal body
Molecular function (GO): microtubule binding
Source: RefSeq, a predicted model, not a curated record